Drosophila gunungcola (fruit fly) is the source of this 11464-nucleotide messenger RNA. RefSeq names its product neuronal acetylcholine receptor subunit alpha-7 (gene nAChRalpha6). The coding region runs from base 6854 to 7717 and encodes 287 amino acids. The transcript has 7 exons. Gene Ontology annotation, biological process: chemical synaptic transmission; monoatomic ion transmembrane transport; regulation of membrane potential. The record is from RefSeq and is a predicted model, not a curated record. NCBI's taxonomy places the organism in Eukaryota, Metazoa, Arthropoda, Insecta, Diptera, Drosophilidae. Gene Ontology annotation, molecular function: transmembrane signaling receptor activity; acetylcholine-gated monoatomic cation-selective channel activity. Gene Ontology annotation, cellular component: synapse; neuron projection; postsynaptic membrane.
AAGUGAUCUGGGUCCACUCCGGCCGGACUCGAUGCAAUUGUAACCGAAUAGUAGGGCUAUCGCAGCCCCACAUCAAUCAAAGAAACUAAUCUGAGAAUCAGUAAAAGUGUUUGCGCAUUUCAUAACCAGCCACACCCGGCUCAUAGAGCAGACUUAAGUCUGGGCAUAGGCCCGUAUAACUCACAAUAUGUAGCCCAAUUAAUCACUGUAUUACUUGAACAAUGGUAAGUUAGGCUGGCCAAAAGAAAACACAACCAUUCAACUCGAUUCGUAGGAUGGAUCCCCCAAAGAUGUUUAUUGUUAUCGUUUCGUUUUGCGUUCAGUUAUAGUUAUAGUUGAACAUAGCGUAUACAAAUAUAAUUACGUAGUUGAAUUGUGCACUUUAGUUGAUUUAAAAUAGAUUACUAGCUAACCAUUAGAGCUCCGGGUGACACCAUCUAAAGAUGGAUCCACCGCGAACCUUAAGGGUCUGUUGAAUGGAUUUCGAGUUGGAAAUUCACUGAGUAUAAGCUCCAUCCGAAACUGUAUCAUUCAACGAGCCCAUAAAAGUUAUUUGUUUGCCCCCCUUAGUUUAGUUUAUGAUAUUCUUGUUACGGUUCGAUUUGAGUUGGUUUUUGAAUUGAAAACGAUAAUACCCAGCAUAUUUAAUAUGUUUGCAUACACUUUACUUAUGUAUGAUUCCAUACCCAUCCAUACUUAAUUAUAUAGCUUAUAUUAUAAACGCAUCAUAAUCCACUCGCUAUUGUUUGUGUGUCUAUUUGUAUUCAGUAAUGAAAGAAAAAAAACAUAUACGAAAAUCGAAAAUCGAAACAAGCCGCAAGUCAAACAAACAAAUAUGUUUUUGAUUCGGCGGCCAAUUCGACUUUUUCUACCCGUACAUUAUGAUAUUUGUGUUUCAAUGUUACCUACUUAUAAUUUGCUUUCAAUGUUUUCGUUUCGAAAAGUGACUUAACCAAAAUAAGGAAAACAAACAAAAAAAAAAAAAGAAAAAUUUGUUUACUUCAAUAAGAGUAGUUUACACGCAGUGGUUGUCUAGUGGGACUGUACAUUGUCAGCUUGCCGUUGAUGUGGGCCUCACAUUGUAAUUGGAUUCGUAAUGCUAACCGAACGUUGUAUAACACAUGAAAUGCCUGAGUUAUCCAGCAUUAACUAAACCAAACAUCAAGCCCUAAAAGCGAACUAAACCAAAGACGAAGUAACCGCAAAACCAAACCAAACAAGCUAAAUAAUCGCCCAGACUAAACUAAACUAAACUAAACUCCAACAACUUAAACUUUGUUUAACCAGAAUAUUGCGCAAGUACUUUGUUCGAAACAGCCCGGGUGAAAUUCUUUGAAUCGGGGACAGCGGUCUGUGGUCUGCUUCCCAGUCAGUCAAAGGCUCACACUUAGACUUCACCUUAACUCAAGCUCAAGCUCAAGUCAAAGUCCUCUCGCUCCAUUUCCGAAAGACAAUAACCUCCUCAGAGAUUGUUCAACAAUAUGCUGGUGUAAUAUUUCUGGUUAGACGUUCAGUACUUGAAUUUAUUUGGCCGACAACAAACUGUAAAGAAAUAAUUAAAACCGAAAAUGGAAAAAUGUUUUUUGUCAUUCUCAUACGUAGCUUGCAAAAAACAAAACAAGAAACCAUCUAGAAAACAUCACAGAAAAAAGGCAAAAUAGAUUUUCAAGUAUUGUGCAUGAGAAAUCAAAUCCCUCUUACUAAACAAAAGACUAAAUAAAACCGCAUAAAAAUAAUACCAAAUGCAAAAAAAAAUAUUUAACCUAAUCCCCACCUCAUCCCACAACUAAAAGUCGUGUCUUCCAGCAAGGUGCCAAAUGGACAUUUACUGGGCACCAUAUAACACCACGCCCAUUCCAUAUACACACACAAAACACUUCACAGCAAACACAAUUUAAUUAAAUGUUAAAAGUACUUAAAUAGAAAAUCCAUCCCAUUUUAAAAUAAGCUAAAGCUAAAUACAUUAUACUAAAUCGAAAACUUGGCUAGACUAGCUAAGCAAACCCAUCAAGUUAAUAUUAAACCAAUGCACCACAGAUAUUUUUUGUACCACAAAUGGAUUACCGAAUAUAGAUCGUCUCAUCUAAGCAUUUAAAACUAUCAAAAAUCACGAGAUAUCAUGACAAACGUAAUCAAAACCAAAGUAUUAUAAAUUAAUCCAGAGUUUUAAUUGGGAGUCUGAUAAAUGUUUUUUGAGAAAAGAAUUUGUUGUCCGUUUAAGACUGGUUGAUCACCACGGGAAUUCAAUUGUUUACCAACCAAGAGUUUUUUAUACCCGUCACUCGUAGAGUAAACGUUAAAGGUAGAAGGAAACGUUUCCGACCAUAAAAAGUAUAUAUAUUCUUGUAUUCUUGAUCAGGAUCAAUAGCUAUGUCCGUCUGUCCGUGUUUAUUAACGUCGAGUUUUUGGAAACUAUUAAAGCAAGUUAUUUGGAAUUUGGCAUGCAGAUUUAUUUAAGUUUAUUUCAAAAUAAGCCACGCUCACUUUAAGAUUUGUCCGAAGCUUUUCCAAUUUCUAUAAACUGAACAUUUUAAUAAGCUAAUACAAAAUCCCAACCAGAAGCUUUUAAUUAAGCUCUGACUGAAAAUCUUUCAAGCGAUAACUUUUUCAAGACCUAAAAAGGCAGAUAUCUUGGAAGAGUUAUCCGAAUAUUUUAUAAUCCUAAAUGAAAAUACUUUAAAGAACCUGAACAAACUUACUUUCAAAUCGCUUUCACUAAAUGUUAGUCGACAUGUACAACUAGUUAGUCUAAAUGAGUGACUGUGUGUGCGCUUAUUAAAACAAAAUAAGAGUGGAACCACGCUGAACUGGUAUUUAUGCCCAUAGCCAUGCAUUCAUCAUACGCCCCGUAAGCCGUUGCGAAAACAUUUCAGCCACAUGGCCAGCAAUAAUUGCGAAGGGAGUACGAAUCACAAAUGUUUUUGGUCUCCUAACGAGUGUUAGAUGCCCGCAUCGCAGUCAUUUACCCAUCGAAGUGCCUUGAAUAAUUGCCAUUUCAUUUCCCAUAUCUCAUAUCGCAAUUUCGCCAUUUUCAUUUGGUUUGCUUUUAAAAUGUCCGCUGCAGCGAGAGUGUGUGUGUGCGUCCGAGUGUGUGCGUGUGUGCUUGGCAAUCACCAAAGUAAUCAAUUGUUAUCGGUGUGUGCUAUAUAUCGUUCAUUUUAGCUAUUUGUUCACUGUGUUCCUUAACAAUAAUAAAUAAUAAUAAGCUCAUGUUUCUCGGUUCUUGCUCGGUGUCCAGUUAUAAUCAUCUCUAUAUACCCAACCCUACUGUUGCUGUUUACUAACCCAUAACUAUAUAUCUGUGUUUAACCGUCUAACUAUCCACAUAUAUGCCUAUAUAUUUAUAUCCCAAUAUAUAUUUAACCGUCUGUGUGUGUGCGUGUGCAUUGAUGUGUCAAUAGCCGGGCAUCGAGGAAUCAUUUGCCAUACCCAUUAAGUCUGCGUAAGUUAGCCUAAGUAGCCGUGUAAGCUCCAACCGAAACAUUGCAUGCCCCCAUCCCCGCCAGAAAUCUCAGGUUAGUCAUAAGACCGCAAACCCAAAUUCAAACUCAUCUAACGAAGCAGCUGUGGCUGCAACUGCCCUGCUACAUUGUCCAAAAGACAAACAACUUCAAAGGAAGCACUCUAUUUCUCUAAAAUUUAUAUCUCAUCCAGCGUUUUUCUGCCAACGGAAUUAUCUCACAGAUGCACAUUGCAUAGUAAAAAGCCAAAAAAGUUUCCAUGUCCAUCAACCAGUUGCCGGCGCCCAGGCAAAAACUUCAUUAUGAUAUUACCAUUUUUUUCUAACUUUUGUAAGCUGCCUUCGACGAAUGCGAUUGUACCACCGCCGAAUCCUUUCUGCUGGAUAGCCGAAAAAAAGAGAGUGAGCCAAACAAAUCCGUGUCCGCCCGGGGGAAGCUUAAACAUUUUAAGCCAUAACUUGAACGUCAGAAUUUGUUGCCACAUCCCCACGGCCAUUGCCAGGUGUCGACUAAAAACAACUUAAAUGCCACAAGUCCCAAGGCAUAAAAACUGAAACUGAAACCGAAACCAAAACGAGCAUAAAAAGCAUAAAAGUCGGACCCACACGCAUUUAGUACGGCUCAAACUUGGCUCGCAAAUGAGGACAAACUGCGGCGGAGACUUCGGGGCCGGAUACAAAUGCACCUGGCGGAGUGUCAACUCUGCGGAUGGCGAACUGCGAACUGCGAACUGUGGGGUGCAGGUGCAUUUGCAGAACUAAUUGCAAUUUAUAUUUGCCACUGCACUGCAGCUAACGGGCCGGGAGUAAGCUUAUUUAACCUAAUGGGGGCCCCAGUCACACACGGUUUACGGUUGAUUGACGCACGGGGCAUGUUCUCCGUAAAUGGCAUUUACAUGUCACCCAAGAGUCGGGCAAGCAAAAAAAAGCCCAAUGAAUCAAAACACGUACACGCUGCAGGUUUAAUUUCCAUGGCACGCAGCAUCCGGCGUUGAUUUCGCAGGAAAAGACCAAAAAUCAAGACAAAGGACUAAGGACAAGGGAUAAGCGAGAAUGGCUGGAAAUAAAAAUCAUAUUGAUUAGCUGGGCAGUGGCAUAGUCAGUGGAAAUCACUAAAUGGCCCCCUUGGAGAAAGAGAAACCUUUCGGCUGUCAACUUUGUUUGCUAAUGAACUUGAACAGAGUUCAGGGUUCGUGUGCCGGCAAAAGAGCCAAGUCAAACAGCGGCAGGCAGUUUGCAAAGGAUUCGAUUUGGUUUUGGGGCAAAACAACGCCCCCAUAGACCUUUACUUCGUUUAAUUUAUUAAUUCUUCUCCCCGCUCGACCCAUACUCGAACCUAAUUUGUAUGCGUCGCCAUCGUUGCUAAUGUGCGGCCAUCAUUUAGAUCAAUAGCAAGACGUUCGCAGACACGGAUACUGAUACAAAUACAGAUACAGAUACACAAAAAAAAAAUUCCAGAUGGAGAUACAUGGCCGCGGAGAUUGGCCUUGCCUCAUUACGUAGCCUUUUUCGGCGAAUCAAUCGACUGCGUCUGCUUUUUGUAGCAUUUACUUAUGCUGAUUUCAGCCGCGGAUUGCGAUUCCUUUCACGGCUGCCUAAUUGAGAUGCCGGACCUUAAACCAACCGAUGCCAGCAAUGAAAAGCUUUCACUCUAAUUGCAACAUUAUCUGUGUUUUUCAAAGCAUCAGAAGUUGGGAGUAAGCCGCAACUGAAGGCCCGAAACCGACCCAAAUGAAACUGACAGCGGUGUCGGCUUAGUGCCGUGCCGUGCCAUCCCGUGCCAUCCCGUGCCAUUCCGUGCCCCAAAAGCGAAUCGGGUUGAGACCAACGUCAAUAUUAAUAAGGCCACGCAGAGAAAUCAGAAGCGAGGCCGAACCAAAAAAUAUACAGGCAAAUAUUUCACUUCUCGAAAUUAAAAUGAUGAUGAAGGUUGCUCACGGCCCAAAAGGAUUGACGUGCCAAUUACGGGCGGAAGCUCGUAUGUGUUUUAACACGUUCACCCCAACGAGAUUGCUUGGCCAUAUCAAUUAACUGUAAUGCCGCACAAUACCUAUAGUAUAUAUACAAGUAGUAUAUACAGUAUACGAUAUAUUGUUUCCAAACAGACCGCAAUCGAAUCUCUUAAGCCCGAGUGGGCAGCAUCUGCGCUUCGUUUUCGGUUUCGGCUUGACCUGCCGCUAAUCAGCGCACAAAUUCCUUUUAAAUGCCGCAACAGUUGCAUGUAAGCCCCGUCACGAGGGGAAACAUGCCCCAACGCCCCCGAAAUGGCUGUCAGCCCAUCAUGAUUCCAAUGUUAUUGCCUCUUUGUGGUGGCCGAAAAAUGCAAAACAAAAUUGUCCACAAAAUGUUUACGCAACAUUCUCGGCACUCGAGUCGAAAUCAGAACCGUAAUUGCAUUUUAUUGCAGCAUUCGAGGGCAGCAGCAAAGUCAAGAGGUACUCUCAUACAUAAUGCACGCAAAUAUGUAUUCUCUGAUGGGUUUAUAUAUGGCAUGCUUUGGCCACAUUUUUGGAGUAUCUAUCUGCUGGGGUUCAUUUGCAUAUGCGCAUAUUGGUAGUGCCGCAGACUGGAUGGUGGAUACUGGAAACGGGAUACUGGAUACAAGGAUAUGUAUGCAAAGAUAUUUGUAUUUGGGCAGCCGCAGAUUGCCAUGGCCAAUGCCAUUUCCGAGUGCUUUGUGUCGAGAGCGAGGCAAUAGAAAUUCCGUUUGGGUCAUCAAACGCUGGUUGAGAUCCAUUUCAGUGACCACAAGGGCCAAGAUGAACUCCCCCGAGAUACGUUAAGCAGAGCAUCCACAAAUGAAAUUAAAUAAGUUUUAAGUAAACCAAUAGAUACCUAUGUAAGUCAGCCCCAAGUAGAGAUUGAGUACCACCAGGCUAAGACACACAACCAGAACAACAACCCGAACACAAAAUUUCCCUAUGAUUCCCAGUAUAGUUACAUUCCCAGAGAAAUCCCAGCUCUAGCUCCCUAGAGCACUUUCCAAAACAAAAAACAUUUUUAAGUAGUUAUGAAAAAAGAAAAUGACAAAUCAAAGCGCAAGUCACAAAUAAACAGAAAAAUAAUCGAUCAAUGGAAAAACAAACUAUAACAGACAAAGAAACCAAGAAUUGAUAACCCAUGAAUCGAAGAGAUUUGUAACUUGAUAAGCGAAUAACAACCAAUCGAUCGAGACAAUAAUCCAUUAAAACAAAUUGUACAAUAAUCUAGCGCGGAUGAGGGAUUCGAUGGCACGUAUCACACCAACAUUGUGGUCAAACAUAACGGCAGUUGUCUGUACGUGCCCCCUGGUAUCUUCAAGAGCACAUGCAAGAUAGACAUCACGUGGUUCCCAUUUGAUGACCAACAUUGCGAAAUGAAAUUCGGUAGUUGGACUUACGAUGGAAAUCAGCCAUGCCGGGAAAGAAGAAUACGAUAGUCUACGCCUGCUGCCCAGAACCAUAUGUCGAUAUCACCUUUACUAUACAAAUACGUCGCCGUACAUUAUAUUAUUUUUUCAAUUUAAUCGUGCCAUGUGUGCUAAUCUCAUCGAUGGCCCUUUUGGGCUUCACAUUGCCGCCGGACUCGGGCGAAAAGCUGACGCUGGGAGUUACAAUUCUUCUAUCGCUCACAGUGUUUCUCAACCUUGUAGCUGAGACAUUGCCCCAAGUAUCUGAUGCAAUCCCCUUGUUAGGCACCUACUUCAACUGCAUCAUGUUCAUGGUCGCAUCGUCGGUGGUGCUGACAGUAGUGGUGCUCAACUAUCACCAUCGCACAGCGGACAUCCACGAGAUGCCACCGUGGAUCAAAUCCGUUUUCCUACAAUGGCUGCCCUGGAUCUUGCGGAUGGGUCGACCCGGCCGCAAGAUCACACGCAAAACAAUACUAUUAAGCAAUCGCAUGAAGGAGCUGGAGCUGAAGGAGCGCUCCUCGAAGUCCCUGCUGGCCAAUGUCCUCGACAUCGACGACGACUUUCGGCACACAAUAUCGGGCUCCCAAACGGCCAUCGGUUCCUCGGCUAGCUUUGGCCGGCCAACAACGGUGGAGGAACACCACACGGCCAUCGGCUGCAAUCACAAAGAUCUUACCCUAAUUCUCAAAGAAUUGCAAUUUAUUACGGCGCGCAUGCGCAAAGCUGACGACGAAGCGGAAUUGAUUGGCGAUUGGAAGUUCGCGGCAAUGGUUGUGGAUAGAUUUUGUUUAAUUGUUUUCACGCUCUUCACGAUUAUUGCAACGGUUACCGUGCUGCUCUCGGCUCCGCACAUAAUUGUGCAAUAAGGACGCUGGAAUUAGACAAUUAAGCUACGGAUACGGAAUCGCCUAGUUAAGUUCUUUUUCAAAAACCAAAAAACUAGCGAAGCUGCUUCGAAACAAAGCAAACAAAAAAAUACAACAAAAAUAAUGCAAAUAAAAAAUUGUUAAUUACAUUUUUAAGUCAACAAAAUGAGCAAAGAAAAUAUCGCAAGAAAAAAGAAACGAUACAAAAUCAUGUACUAAAAAUAUUUUAUGGACAAACCAAACAAAAAAGCAAAAAUUACUGCCGUACAAGAACCGAAAAAAGUGUUAAGUAAGCUACACACACACACACACACACACAAAGAAUUAUAAGAGUUAAGCAAACAACAAGAAAUGAAACAAAAAUUUGCAUAGGAAUAGCCGAAGAAGGAGGUGAGGAGAUGGAGAUGGAGAUGGAGGAGCACAAGGAGGAGCAGGACGAAGAGAAGAACAAAGAAACAUCGCGGGACGGGACACACAAAGGUUACAUGUGUAUACCCACUGACACAGACAGACAGACGGACAGACUCACAUACAUCUAGGUAAUUGUAUGUACAAUAACAGAGUUAUAAGUUAAUUAAUAUGCUGAGUUGUUAUAAUUUAUGUAAGACGAACAGAGGACAGACACUCACACACACACACAGUUAAGAUAUAUGAUAUAUAUAAGAGAUUGUUCCUAUGAGACAUUAGAUAUGUAUUUAAAAUGGCAACACACUCACAUACAGAGACACACCGACACUGAAGCACUUAAUUGACAAAUGCAAAAACAAGGGAAAGUAACCAUUUAUUCGUUGGAAAGUGUAAGCAGGAGUAGAACAGGAGGCUAGGGACGAUGACCCUUUAUUGUCUGCCGUUUUAGGCUUUAAUAUAUUCCUGUUCUGUUUUCAUUUUGGGAUCACGUGGACCAACAAUAUUUUGUUUGAUUUCCUUCAUUCCAGUUUGCAAACAAAAUAUGAUCCCAAUGAAAACACUUAUACGAACCAUACUUGUGUUUCUUAUUCAACCCACUAUUAUUAAAUUCUUAUUUAAAUUUUACUUAAUUUCAUUUUUUUUCACUAUGGAAACGCUUUUGAAGAGUUGCUUGAAAGACAGCUGAUUGUAAAUGGUAACAAACUGACACAUAAUAAUGGAUAUAAACAAAGGUCUAUAUAUACAUAUACUCAUAGUGAAUUGAAUUAAUUUUUAAAAGACGCAUUCAAGAACACACUGUGGGGAAGCAUGUUCGCUGAACAUCAUGUUUUUAGAAAAUUUAUUGUUGAAAUAUGGUAGCAAAUUGAGUAAGCAUGAAGACAAACGACCCGCGGGCGAAAAAAAACCGAGUUAUAGUCACCAAUUAAUUAGUCGAAGUAAUAAUAAACGGAAAUCGAUAACCAGAGAAACCAAAACCGAAAAAUACAAGAUGAAAAGGUGUAUAUAUAUUUUAUGACACAUAUAUCACCGCAUAUAUACAUACACAUAUAUAUAUGGAUAUAUUUUUAAUAAAACGAUACGGAAACGAGCAAAACUAAAGACACUAAGCAGCGCAAGAACAGAACAGUACAGAACAGUACAGAACAGUGCCCCACAAAGCCAACCAACCAACCCAACUCAAUGCAACUCGAAAUCACAAAGACACAAAUCACAAUUUUGUUGGAAAUUUCGCAUAGUUUUCGGUUGACUUCUUUCUCUGUCUAUAUCUAUAUCUAUAUAUCUACAACCCUGUGUAUUCCUAGAAACGAGCUUCGAAUUUUUGUCUACUUUACUCUGCUCUCCCCUCACACAAAGCAAAACAGUGAUAUUUACGGUAUAGCCCCCAAAAGACGAACUCCAACUCGAACACACUUUCCGGAACCCACCUAAGAAACCUUUAAACGUGAAUGUUUUUUCUACACAAAACCAAAAUCAAUGAAAAACCUACCUCCUUGUUGAAAGUGAAGAAUCGACAGAUAGAAAUCGAUAAUGAUUGAAGGACGAAGAAGCAUAGCAACACUGCCGAGUUAAUCGCACUCCUCUGUCCCCUCGAUUAAUCAUUUUUACGUUGUCCUGCCAAAGAGAAUUUCUAACAGAAUUGUGUGACGAACCACUUUUGAUAGCCAGACGAAAAGUUUACUUAACGGAAAUCAGAUCGGCCCUAUAGGAUACACCCGCUGUCAGAAGGAACCCAAACCCAAUCGAGUGCUGAAUCAACUGAAGGAACUGCAGAUCAGAUUUAAGCGUUAUAUGUGUAUACACUCACUUUGUAUGUUUUAUUUGCAUUUACAUUUACAUUUACAUUUAAAUUUAGAUUUGAUAUGAGACGACUUUUACUUACGCCCAGAGCGAUGCGUAAUCCUACCGAAAACUGCUCUGUCCCCAUGAGGUUGUUGUUUUUCGAACGUUAGUCAAAUUCGAGUGCGAAUUCCAAUUCGAAAUCGGAAAAUCGAGAUUUAAAUUGAGAUCUUGAGUUAAGGCGGUAUCGAAGAAGUAUGAGAAUUAGAAUUCGAAUCAGAAUCAGAAUGCAUCGGAAAUCGAGAGUUAGAGUUGAGGAAUGGUGUGUGCAUUUUAAAUUUAAUUUUUUUAUAAUUAAUUUAGUGCUAAUAUUUGAGCAGCUAGGCGCAUAAUCAUAACUAUGUAUAUGUGUAUGGAUGUCUUUUUGAUAAAAAGAAGCUGUUUUAAAAAGCAAACCAUUUUCUACACUCUUUAAAAGAUUGAACUCUACAUGUACGAGAUUAUGUAUAAUACAAGUAAUAAUAAAAUAGCGUUAACUAGGCAAUUAUAAAAAUGAGGUGACCUGCAGAAGGAGCCAUAAACUAAGCGUCCUACAUUAGGAGAGGGCAACCUACGCGAUUACCCGAGAUAAUGAGAUAAUGAAUGGAGGCAAAAACUAAAACGAUAAACGAAUUUAAAAAUGAAAAAUGACAAAUGAAAAAUAAGAGAUGAAAAUGAAAUUACCGCAAAAGCAAACUUGUAGUAAAGGAAAAUGUUUUUUCAUUUGAAAACUCUACUACUUACUUACUACUAAACUUACUUUGCAAGUAAUAACUAAUUUCCUCUGAUCAGAGUUACACGCAAUCGCGAAAUGCAAAAAAGCUAAUUACAAAACGGUUGGUACACGCCCACACACACAGUCAGACAUGAAGCAUUCGAAUUGUUCGUAUUACAAAAUAAAGAAAUCAGCAAACCGAAGAGUUCGAUUUUCGUUUCAAUUGCACUCCGCAUGUUCACCCCCCAGGGCAAUUAAACAGAGUUCAACAAUAAAUAGCGCAUUAAAAACCGAUUCGAGACACUUUUUUAAACAAGGCAAAUAUAUUUAAAAAUUAGCAUUUAACUAAACGACAAGAAAAACUUAGUCUAUAAACUGCAAGUGUUUAGCACUAACUUUCCCAAGCAGAAACCUGCAAAGCAAGCCCGUUUCCAAAUCCAAACCUCCACCUGUGUCCCGAGCCCAACUACCACAUCAAUUUAAAUAGCUAAUUGCAUAAUUAUUAACACCGUUACUGAAUUUCUGUCGAUUGCCAAACGCGAGAAAAACCAUAAAAUCUUCCCAAAAAUUAUGCAUGUAAAAAAACAAACGGCUAAAACAGAAACAAAAAAAUUAGCAAGAAGUCUGUUGUCGAUAAAUAUUAUUGGCAGACAAAUAACUUUCGUCACAUUGACGAUAAUAAUUAAUUUUAAGAAAAAAAAACAAAUGAAUUAAAUGAUUUAAAUAAUAAACAAAUUAAUAUUAAAAAUCGAGAGACAUGAUUGCAACAAAAACACAAAAACUGAAUAAAAAUUUAUUUUGAAAAGAGA